This is a messenger RNA of Musa acuminata subsp. malaccensis (wild Malaysian banana), 2163 nucleotides long. Its product is annotated as serine/threonine-protein kinase RHS3. NCBI's taxonomy places the organism in Eukaryota, Viridiplantae, Streptophyta, Magnoliopsida, Zingiberales, Musaceae. Gene Ontology annotation, molecular function: protein serine/threonine kinase activity; ATP binding. Gene Ontology annotation, biological process: protein phosphorylation. The record is from RefSeq and is a predicted model, not a curated record. Gene Ontology annotation, cellular component: cytoplasm; plasma membrane; nucleus.
ACGCGUUCGUUGGCUUCGUUUCCGUUGACCUCGCUGCCGACCGUUUCCCACCGCCUCCCUCCUGUCCCCGCUAUUGCCGUCUAAUCUCUUCUUUAUCCCUCACCUUUAGCAGAUCUUCUCAACAACCAAACCCUAGCUUAUUUAUGGCUUCUCUCCGCGCUAUCCUCUCACAGCCCCACGAAUCCAACCCAGCUCCCGUAUCCCGUCGAUGGGCUCCGAGGAGGAGGCGGCCCCACUCGCCCAAUUUCGGACGCAAUUGCCCGGUUACAUCCUCUUCACCUCUCCGUGACCUCUUUGCUCUCAAGGAAUCGGGUUCUAGAGCGUUUCUUGGAACCUAUGAGCUCCGUAGAAAGAGUAUCGUCUAAAGACAAACAAGUGAAUCCAAUAGCACCCACAUGUAUGGACUCAACAAGAAGCACAGAGACUGGAAAUAAUGUUGAAGUGCACACAAGUCCAUGCCAAAGUCCUAGACCACCUGCAAGUUUGGAUUCAGUAUCAUCGAAAGCAUCACAUAAAAAAAAUUUGGAACCAAUCAUCAAGAAUGGGACAAAUGUGAUGAAGAAUCCACCUCGAAGCCCAAAAUGCUACCCAAAUCCAUGUCCUAACGCCACAUUGCCAAUGAUUUUUGAAACUGCUUCAUCCUCAUCCUCUACCUCAACCUCGAUGGGAACAUCAACCACAACAGUGACCACAAAGAGUAGUGAUGCAAAACUUAGUGACACCUGCACAACUGUUAAUCGAGGUAGCAACAGUAGCAAUAGAAGUGACAGCAUUGAAAGUGCCAAUUCUGCCCCUAUUAAACGGCACACUGGAGGUGAUUGUCGUUGGGAGGCCAUUCAAUUGGCCAAUGCGAGAGAAUCCCCUGUUGGCAUAGGUCAUUUUAGACUUCUUAAGCGCCUUGGUUAUGGUGACAUCGGCAGUGUUUAUCUUGUUGAUCUUAGAGGAACUGGUACAUACUUUGCAAUGAAAGUGAUGGACAAGGCCUCAAUAGUUAGCAGGAAUAAGCUACUCCGAGCACAAACUGAAAGGGAAAUACUUAGCAUGCUUGACCACCCAUUCUUGCCGACUCUGUAUUCUCACUUUGAGACAGAAAAGUUCUACUGCUUAGUUAUGGAGUACUGCAGCGGUGGCAAUCUCCAUUCUCUUCGGCAGAAGCAGCCUAAUAAAUAUUUCAGCGAGCAAGCUGCUAGAUUUUUUGCAUCUGAGGUGUUGCUUGCACUUGAGUACUUGCACAUGCUAGGUAUCGUGUACAGAGACUUGAAGCCUGAAAAUGUUCUUGUAAGGGAGGAGGGCCAUAUUAUGCUGUCAGACUUUGAUCUCUCACUGCGAUGCUCUGUUGAUCCAACACUAGUCAAAUCCACGUCUGGUCGCACAAGCAGUAGUAGUUUUACUAACAGUAUGCUUGACAGCGAGCACGUCGUACAGAGUUGCAUCCAGCCAUCAACAUUCUUCCCUCGGAUACUCCCCAAAAGAAAUCGGAAAUCUAAAUCGGAUUUUGGCAUUAGCAACGGAUCCAACUUGGAGUUCAUGGCUGAGCCAACACAUGCCCGAUCAAUGUCAUUCGUUGGGACUCAUGAGUAUCUGGCACCGGAAAUUAUUCGAGGUGAGGGACAUGGCAGUGCAGUGGAUUGGUGGACAUUUGGUAUCUUCCUCUACGAGCUUUUGCAUGGGACAACCCCUUUCAAAGGCUCAGGUAACCGUGCCACACUUCAUAAUGUGGUAGGGCAGCCCCUGAGGUUUCCGGAGUCCCCUCUUGUGAGCCUGGUUGCUCGGGACCUCAUACAAGGCCUACUUGUCAAGGACCCUCAAAAACGAAUUGCAUAUCAUAGAGGUGCCACAGAAAUUAAGCAACAUCCAUUCUUCGAUGGUAUAAAUUGGGCUUUGGUGAGAAGCAUGACGCCACCACAUAUUCCUGAUCCGGUCAACUAUAAUCAAUUCGUGAGUAAAGAGAAGAAGGGCUCUGAAAGUGGCCUUUCUGGGAGUAGUGCAAACAAGGGCAGUUCAAAUGAUUCUUCCUAUCUUGAUUUUGAGUAUUUCUAGGAAGCAAAAAAAAAAGAAAAAAGAUCCUGUUCUAUUUUCUUUCCUUUUUUAUAGUGCAGACAUCAGCUUGAUAUGAUUGAAAAUUCUUGGUUGUGGUUAUAACAUGGUAACUCUUAACCUUCA